AAGUGAACUGCUGGUAAGUGGAGCGGAAGACACCUGUGUGAAUUACACGCACAUAGAUUUGUAACUGCGACGAAAGCGACUCUUACUGUCCAGCAGAUAUAAACUGGGCCAUGGCUCGGUUGUUUCUUUUAGCUUUUGUGUGCCUUUCUGGCGCAGGAUUAAUUCUCGGGCAGGAAGGAUGUGUAUUCACCGAGCUGAACCAGGGCUUGAACCCGAAAUCCUGGGACGCUGGUGCGAACUAUUCAGCUCACCUGGCCGACAUUUCCAACGAGCGUGAGUGUCAAGAGGUUUGCUGUACUAGAGAAGACUGCCACUUAGCCCUGAUUGAGACUCCAGCUGAUGGCUCACCCCAAUGCUUCCUCAUCAACUGUAUGAAAGAUGGCAAAGAUGUUUGUGUUUUGGAAGCGCGCGACCACUCCAAAGCAUACCUCAAGACUCAGGUCUCAGCCCGCGCCAACAGCUCAACAGAUUAUUGCCGUCUUGAAAAACAAGUAGGUCGUUGCCGGGCAUCCUUCCCCCGAUUCUACUACGAUGCCACUGACCAAACCUGUAAAAUGUUUGUGUAUGGGGGAUGUGAAGGAAACAGCAACAACUUCAAAACAAAAGAGGAAUGUCAGAAUGCUUGUAAUGGCGUAACAGCUAAAUCUUCUGAAGCUCCCUUGGCUGAAAUGACAUCAGAAGAGUAUGCAGAGAAGUGUCUGGCUGGACCACAGGUAGGGCCAUGCAGGGCCUCAAUCCCACGCUACUACUACACAAGCGGCACAUGUAAACCGUUCAGAUAUGGUGGAUGCCGUGGAAAUAAGAACAACUAUAACUCUGAGGAGGAGUGCAUGAAAAACUGUACAGUGAAAAUUGUGGAUUCCAAGAAAACACCUGAAGAUGAGAGAUAUGCGGCCUGCAUUGCGCCGGCUGACUCUGGGCCAUGCCGUGCCGCUUUCCAGAUGUUCUACUUUGAGCCGAGUACUCAGUCUUGCCAGGAGUUCAUCUAUGGAGGCUGCAAAGGCAACAAGAACCGUUACAGCACCCUGGAGGAAUGCAUGUCCAAUUGCGCUGGGAAAGAUGGGGUAUUUGAGGAGCAUGGACACCACAGGGCUCGCUGGACUCCAGCCUUUUUCCUGGUCGCCACUCUGGCCAUCAUGUCAGUCGUGCUGCUUGUUGGGUUGUUCCUGAUCUCAGUGCGUCGUGUGAAGCAUCAGCGCCUCCUGCUGCUGGAUGACAAGCAAGAGCUACUACCUGAGGAGCACAUUCCUGAGGAGGACGUCCGCAAUGACUCCCACUAAAUCCUUUUCCUUCUCUCUUUCCCCUCUCUGCUACUGAGCACCUAUAUAUCUACACUCCGAUAUCUGCACUACACACAGCCUGUCGCACACAUCUGGGGUUUGGGAAAGCUUUGAGAAGGUAGGGCAUUAGUACAAAGGCAGAAUAUUGGACCCAGUGGUUAUAAGUAUUUGGCAAAAAUGUACUGUAUAGGUGAAACUACACUGACAUACCAGCUUUAAUCAGAUUCAUUAUGUAUCAUGCAAGUGAGAUGAGCGAUUGUGAUUGUAGAUGAUGAUUAGUAGUUCUUUAAAACACUGAAACUUUGAGUGAGAAACUUAGUCUUCAACUGUUUUUUUAGUGAUGGAGAAAAAUGUGGUAACAUUCCUUUCUCUUUGUUUUAUUUUUUAUAGUAUAAAACAAAAAUCAGCAAAUGAGCAAAUAAAUUUAAUUUCAUUUGCUCAUUAGAAUAUAGUUUCUUCAAAAUAGUUACCUUGGCAUACUUUGGAAAAUGGACAGAUUUUUAGAAGGUUCAUUAAUGCAUUCCCUCAUUCCUGUCUCGAUGUGUGUACACUAAAAUACGAAUGGAUUUUCUAUUUUUCCUUUUUAAUUUAUUCUACCUGUUGAUAGAACAAUCAUUUUGGGUGAUUACAUAUAUGUGAUAUAUCCUUCUGCAUAAAUAUUCUUAGAAUAAGUGGCUUUUUUCAUUUUUCUUUUAAAUAAAGUGAAACUUAUUUAAACAGAAUUAACAGCCAAUGUUGUACAAUGUGAAAGAUAAUGUGGACAAAGUAGUGUGAUUAUAUAGGACAACUCUUUUAGUUGAUGGUACACUCCACUUAUUUCAGAUUUUCUACUGAAGAUAAAACAGCACAAAAAGAUUAAAGAUUUUAAGAGUUAAAGAUUAAAAUAUAUUAGAAGAUUAAUUAUCUGACUAGUAUGAAACAUAAUAGUGGAUUCUUAGCAUAUAUAUGUGAUGUUUCUCACGCAAAGUGAGAUGGAUAACUACAAUGGUUGAACUACUGAAUGUGUCAAGCACACAGAAUCUCCUUUGAACUGGAAAUGGAGACAUUACUUUGAAGUUAGCAAUCUAUAAUAAUAAAGAAAACACUUGACUUAA
Messenger RNA from Pangasianodon hypophthalmus (striped catfish), 2374 nucleotides. RefSeq names its product serine peptidase inhibitor, Kunitz type, 2 (gene spint2). NCBI's taxonomy places the organism in Eukaryota, Metazoa, Chordata, Actinopteri, Siluriformes, Pangasiidae. The transcript has 8 exons. Gene Ontology annotation, molecular function: serine-type endopeptidase inhibitor activity. Bases 111 to 1280 code for a protein of 389 amino acids. The record is from RefSeq and is a predicted model, not a curated record.